AGUUCAGUUUUCAGUUGUUAAGGACAACUAUUAUGGCGGGCUGAGAUGUCGAACGGCAAUGUUUGCGGGCCGUUAUGCCCUCAUCCCUCCUGUUGGAAGGUCCAAAGGUCUUCUAAACCUCCAAAGACAGCAGAAAAUACAAGAGAAUCUGCUGAUUCCAGUUACGAGCCUCUUCCAACUCAGUCCGUAGUGAAUUUAUUUGAGAAUGUUCUUCCACCUAGUGAAAGGCGUAUAUUUUAUGAGCCAACGGAACGUCUGCCUACAAGAACGACAGGCAGUCGAAUUCCAGCCCCUCAGGCUACGCCAGCCGUCGGAGAUGACAUCACAUUGACAAGCCUUGAAACAAAACGUGCCAAUCAAAUUAUUGUCCAUGAAGUUUUUGAAUUAUCUGAUCUGCGGAGUAGUGUAGGCGAAACAUUUAUGCCAACUUCUUAUUUAGUCUGGCACCCUUCUAAGGAAAAACCUAAAAAGCCGAAAACUCGUAAAAUAAUACAAAAUCCGUUAGAUGUUCUUCCACCGGCUCCUCCUCCACAUACUGCUGCUAGUUCUCGUCAGCCAACUAGAGUAACAAGAUUUAGAAAGUCUCCCUCAGCUGGGUAUAGAGGUUUAGAUGAUCUACUGGAUUUGCCCAGAGAUAUUUUGCACCAAGUCGUUGGUAGUCUAUCUCCUAAUGAUUUAAGAGAUAGAAAACGUCUUACAUCAAAGUUAUUGACUCUGGUUCCCCAACUAGAACGACACAGUUCAGCAGUUGCUUUGGCAGCUAGUAGAGUUUUAACCCAACACAAGAUGAGAAUUGCUGAACUACAAACCUCUCUUUCUGAAACUUUCUCCCGCUCACAGACAAAACCAACUGUUAAAUUACAUAGAAGUGACAGUGCUGGAUCAUCUGAUCCAGAUAGAACAACAAUUCCAGUAGCUGAUGUAGCGAAGAUGUUACAUAAACAAAAAGACGUUGGACGUAUUGUUUUAGAUUCUAAUGUAUUGGAACUCGCUCCCAAAACUGAAAAAGAUGAAGUCCCAGAACGACAUAUAGUCCUAUUAAAAAAGACACCAGAUCUAGAUACGAAUACAGAAAGUUCCUUGCAUGUUUUCACUCCAGAGACUAUUGAGGCUGAAUCCACAGAAGAGGUAGAAUUAACGGCACGAGAAGAGUUAAUGGAAAAGAUACAAUGGGCUGGAGAGACGGCUAAAGUUGCCGACGAAGAUCCAUCACCAGUUCCGCCCCCUCCGUCUCCCAAUGCACUUCAAACAAGUGCACCUUCGACAGCCAAUAAUAACGCAGCCUAUAUUUUUGAUUCCGAUUCUGAGCAUUUUACGAUUAGUGCUCGCCCACCAACUGACUUAGACGACAUAUCAAGAUUACAGACGCCGAAAACCCCUUCAAAAAAGGAUUUGCCGGCGCCAUCUAAUGAUCAGUCAAUAUCUGUCAGUAACAUUAUGAAAAAUGCUGUUUUUGCCUUGAAUGUGCCUCUAGAUCAAGUUGACGUUAUUGCCGAGGAAGAUGAAGAAGGAUUAAAGAAUAGAUUUGCUCCUGUUUGA
This is a messenger RNA of Dimorphilus gyrociliatus, 1539 nucleotides long. The record is from the annotation of a GenBank genome assembly. Lineage: Eukaryota; Metazoa; Annelida; Polychaeta; Dinophilidae.